UCGUUGGGUGAGGUGCGGUGGUCUCGAGGAUAACGCCUGCGCCGCGCCCCCUUCUCACGUUCUUUUUGUUUCUCUCUCCCGUGUCUCUUCUUCUCGCCGCCGCCGCCGCCGCCGCCGCCGCCGCCUCGCCGUCUCUUUGGUUAUCUCCUUCAUAUCCUGCCAUUGAGCCGUAUUCUUCAGUUAGAUAAGUUGAGUUUCUCGGCGAGUCGCUGGAACUCGUCGUCGGAGUUGAAGUAGGGUGAGAGUCAGAUAAGUUGAGUUUCUCCGUGAGUGGCUGGAACAUCGUCUCCAUCCCCAAUCCUGAGGAAUCAUGGAACCCAACCCCGGUUUCUCUCAAACCCUUGCUCUUCCUUCUUCUUGAUUGGAUCGCAGCAGCGCUAGGGCACUGAGAUUCUCCGACGAGGAAGGCCAAAUCUUCUCCGAGGAGCUGAGGUUUGGUGGGACUUGCCAUGCCUCAUCUCGUCAGACAUCGCCUUUUCUUCGGCAACAUCUCUGAUGCGGCGGAGGUCCUCCAGAAAGGGAGCUCGGAGAUCACUCACGUGCUUUCACUCCUCAGUUCGGCUUCCAUCUCCUUCUUUUCUGAUUGGAAGGCGGAGAUCUCAAUCCCCACUAAGGAAAUCCGGAAGGUGUUCUUUGGGGAUUCAGAUGGACUGUUGACUCGUAAGGCUUUGUCUCCGGAGAAGUUAUUGUACUCAUUGGAGCAUGCCGGCCCGGAGCUGAAGCUGGUGAGGAUGGCUGUGCCAUUACGGGACACGGAAGAUGCGGACUUGUUGGAUUAUUUGGAAGUCUGUUUGGAUUUCAUUCAUGAGAACAGGGAGAAGGGGUCAGUGUUGGUGCAUUGUUUUGCUGGGGUUUCAAGAAGUGCGGCUGUCAUUACUGCAUAUCUAAUGAGAACAGAACAAAGAUCUCUGGAAGAUGCACUUGAAUCCCUAAGGGAGAGCUGUGAGUUUAUUUGCCCAAAUGAUGGUUUUCUAGAGCAGUUAAAGAUGUUUGAGAACAUGGGAUUCAAAGUAGAUACAACAAAUCCCAUAUACAAGCGCUUCCGCUUAAAAAUACUUGGUCAAUUUUACAAACAAGGGGAAAAGAUAGACAGUUUUGUAUUUGGUGCAGAUCCUGGUUUACCUCUAGAAUCCAGCAUUCCUGAUGGGGAGGUCUCUGAGGCAGUUCAGCCAACAAAGGCUUUCCGCUGCAGGAAAUGCCGGAGAAUCAUUGCGUUGGAAGAAAAUGUUAUCAAUCAUGAACCUGGAGAGGGUGAAACAUGUUUUAACUGGCAUAAGCGGAAAAGUAGCCACACUUAUGAUAGGUCAGAUGAGACAGAGUGUUCUUCUAUUUUUGUCGAACCCUUGAAAUGGAUGACUACAGUUGAAGAAGGUGCAUUGGAAGGAAAGCUCUCGUGCAUCCAUUGCGAAGCACGCUUGGGAUACUUCAACUGGUCAGGCAUUCAAUGCAGCUGUGGUAGCUGGAUCACUCCUGCCUUUCAGAUUCAUAAGAGCAAAGUAGACAUUAGCACUGUGUGAUAUACCCUGUUGACCAAAGGCAGAUGCAAUGCUCUUUCAUCAGGAUCUUGUCUCCGGAUGAAAAUAAGCCUUAGCGUCAUUGAUAUGUAAUCUGCAAAGACUUGCAUGCGAGAAUGGUUUUGUAAUAUUAUUUAGGUUUUUUAACCAUUCCAGCUUCUGUUGAGGGUUAGUUAUGUUAUCAUUGUGAAUAAUAUGGUGGUAUGAGAAUGUAUUGAUUUCUUA
Molecule: messenger RNA, 1739 nt
Organism: Dioscorea cayenensis subsp. rotundata (Guinea yam)
Lineage: Eukaryota; Viridiplantae; Streptophyta; Magnoliopsida; Dioscoreales; Dioscoreaceae
Product: dual specificity protein phosphatase 12
Biological process (GO): protein dephosphorylation
Molecular function (GO): protein tyrosine/serine/threonine phosphatase activity
Source: RefSeq, a predicted model, not a curated record